AUGCAAACAGGUAAAAAAUCCAUCGAGGACAGGGCACCUUCAUAUUUUUUAAUCUUUUCAUCCGAUGCCCUGGUUGUGGCCAAACCACUUUCCCUGCUGGUUAAGUGCACGUACCGCUCCGCUAAUGUGCCCGGAACGGUUACGUCCCACGCCAGGCACCUACCGGCUUUCCAAAGAAUCAAUGUGCAGCCAUCUGGGCGUUUUCCAUUCAGCGCGGAAAUUCCCGAGAGCUCUUUAAAAACGGGUAUUGAAGCUUUGGAGGAAAGCCGGCAGAUGGCGCCAUCAAAUUCGCCCAAAAUGGAUGCAUCAACCGAGAAGGAUGUACGAAGGAAAUGCAUCAAUCUAGGCAGACUGAGGACGUUGUGGAUAAUGGUCAGCGCGUCGUGGACCGGAAGAUGA
Messenger RNA from Helobdella robusta, 399 nucleotides. RefSeq lists its product as hypothetical. The transcript has 2 exons. NCBI's taxonomy places the organism in Eukaryota, Metazoa, Annelida, Clitellata, Rhynchobdellida, Glossiphoniidae. The record is from RefSeq and is a predicted model, not a curated record. The coding region runs from base 1 to 399 and encodes 132 amino acids.